AUGGCACUUUGGGAAUCAAUAGUGAGCAAUGUUUUUGGAGGACUUUCCAACGACUUUAAGAAGAAGAAUUUCUCCCUAUAUGGUCAAUGGAUCGGUAUCUUCACCAUCUUUUUAUGCAUAGCAUUGGGAAUAGCCAACAUCUUCCAUUUCAAUUUGGUCAUCAUAUUUUCGAUCAUAUGCUUAGUCCAAGGGUUGAUUGUCAUAUUUGUUGAAAUACCAUUUCUUUUAAGAAUAUGCCCCUUGACCGACACUUUUACCAACUUCGUUAGAAAAUUCGAUGGCAAUUUACCAAGGUGUGGGUUCUACCUUUUAAAUGCAGUGAUUCAGUAUCUAAGUUUGACAUUGCAAGCUACAAGUUUGAUUGUUGUUGCGGUAUUUUUCACAUUGUCAUCUGCCUGCUAUGCUUUAGCUGCGGCAAAGAACCAAGAGUACUUGAAAUCCUCAAUCGAUGUUUCAGGAACAGGACAGGGCGGAGCCUUGGAGGCACAAGUUGGAGAGCACGUUGUAAGGAAUGUAUUGUAG
This is a messenger RNA of Lodderomyces theae, 522 nucleotides long. It is a transcript of the gene TVP18, whose product is annotated as Tvp18p. NCBI's taxonomy places the organism in Eukaryota, Fungi, Ascomycota, Pichiomycetes, Serinales, Debaryomycetaceae. The record is from RefSeq and is a predicted model, not a curated record. Gene Ontology annotation, cellular component: Golgi membrane. Gene Ontology annotation, biological process: vesicle-mediated transport. The transcript has a single exon. The coding region runs from base 1 to 522 and encodes 173 amino acids.